Molecule: messenger RNA, 789 nt
Organism: Botrytis porri
Lineage: Eukaryota; Fungi; Ascomycota; Leotiomycetes; Helotiales; Sclerotiniaceae
Exons: 2
Coding region: 259-789 (176 amino acids)
Source: RefSeq, a predicted model, not a curated record
CUGGAUCAAAUAUAUAAAAUUUUGACUGUCCCACACCCCAGUAUAGUGAGCUGACUCUUUAAUGUAAUGAUCCCAGGCCGCAAUUCUCAAAGGAAGUUCUAGAAGCAACGACCUAUCUUCCAUCUACAAUGAAUAUUUCAGAAUCAAACUCCUUCAGCCCGAGCACAGCCUGUCUCUAGCCAUACUAUAUAACUCAAUAUUAUCUCAUUACUUCGAAAGAUAUUUCCCUCGUGUAUUCAGAACUGACUUGAAAACAUAAUGUGCUAUUAUCUAGGAAAACGUUGGGAAUCCUGCCCCGAUGGCUAUCGCGAGUGUCGCUGCGUGUUUCCUUGCACGUACGGCACUGUAAUGCAUCCUUGUAGAGUGUCUUCCUACCAUUUCGUCUACUUACAAUCGUUGGACGAGUGUCCUUGUCCAAACUGCAGGUUUCAGAGUUACCAGAGGACCCGUUCCACCAGUAGCCCGAAUGAUCUAAAUAGCGAUUCUGGAUCAAGCGAAACUGAGGUUGGAAGUGGAGGUUAUGGGGGUGCAGAUAGCCAAGGCGCUGGUCGUAGGGGCGGAACCGCAAGGCGUGGAGUUGGAAGGGGUGGAACUGGAAGGGGUGGGGGCCAUGCCGGUAGACGCUCAUCUAAUCAAACCAGACAGAAUUCAAGAGAUUUUGACCGACACGACGAUGGCAAUGGGGGACAGACCAGCGGAUCCCACGCAGCUCCCACGGUCCAGGGUCCUAGCAGGCAAAUCAACGGCACUCAAAGCAGACGGGGUACUAGGGGGUUGUUCGAUUUGUAA